Messenger RNA from Colletotrichum aenigma, 717 nucleotides. RefSeq lists its product as uncharacterized. The record is from RefSeq and is a predicted model, not a curated record. NCBI's taxonomy places the organism in Eukaryota, Fungi, Ascomycota, Sordariomycetes, Glomerellales, Glomerellaceae. The coding region runs from base 1 to 717 and encodes 238 amino acids. The transcript is spliced from 2 exons.
AUGGCAGAAUCCAGGGGCGCAGGCGCCCGUCUGCGGCGAACAUUCCAUUACCCCACGGACGACGAUUCAGCAGAUUCGCAACCCGAAGCCAUGGACGAAGAAGAGCAGGAGCAGCUCAUUCAGCAACUAGCGGACGACAACGCCGCUCGCAACGCCCAGUUCCGCACCUUUCUCCUCGCCCUGCCAGUCCUCACGACAAUCCCGUACCUCAUCUCGCUAUUGCGCCUGACGUCCAUGAUGGCCUCCCUCCUCUCCAUUACCUCCCUCUUGUCGACGGCUUACCUCCUACACACCCAGGCGCCGGGGGAGACGGGCAUCACCUUCAUUGACGCCUGGUCUAGGCCCAAGACGCCGCACACAAGCCCCUCCUCCUCGCUCGAGUCCUCCGUCUCCUCGGUCUCCGGGAGCUCCUACCAGUAUCAGCCCGGCCCUUCGACCACCACGCGUCGGCGCAGACGGAGCUCCUUCUCUUUCACCGAGCAGCACAAGUCCCCUCUGGAGCAGUACCUCCCGUACCUCAACUUGGGCCUCUGCGCGAUGCUAGUUCUAACGGGUAUGGUGACCAAGUCCGGCGAGAGGGAUACCUUCGGGCACGUCGGGCUGGGAAACUUACCUGCCAUUGUGUACAUAGUCAUUAUCCUCGCAAAGGUGGUCAUGGCCAGCGUCGACCCUGAAAAGGAAUUAAGUGCGCUCAAGUAUGGUUACAAGGGCGCCUGA